Molecule: messenger RNA, 11837 nt
Organism: Odontomachus brunneus
Lineage: Eukaryota; Metazoa; Arthropoda; Insecta; Hymenoptera; Formicidae
Product: cilia- and flagella-associated protein 47-like
Exons: 27
Coding region: 1-6384 (2127 amino acids)
Molecular function (GO): protein binding
Source: RefSeq, a predicted model, not a curated record
AUGAGUAGAUCCGCGACAGGUUUAAAGUACAAUAACGUAUAUAUCACACCUAGCCACAUAGAAUUCACGGAAGCCCUAGAAGGCGUUACGUAUCGGCAAUGUAUUACCAUCAAGAACAUCGGAAACAGAUCUGCGUUCAUCAGAAUCCGCCAGCCUCAUUCCAUAGUAUUUCAAGUGGAAACUUCGAAGAAUGACACGCGGUUGAGUCCCGGAUUAAGCUUAAUGGCAUGCGUGACAUACACGUUCAAAAGACCAUCCCUGUUGCACGCGAUAAUCCCGAUCGAGAUUGACGGGGAGGUUCUGGACUAUCGUGUGCUGUGCACAGUCGCCGUCGAAGGCGUCAGCAUCGAGCCGAAGUCGUUAGAUUUCGGUAUCGUCGAUGUAGGCUACAAAUCUGACCUGAUAAUCACCAUCCGCAACAAAGGCGGCAAAAGCACCAGGUUCUCGAUCGAUCUCGGGCAAAACGACUUGGACGUCUCGGUGAAGCCCCUUCGAGGAACGGUCAGACCGUCGAGAGAAGUGACACUGCAGAUCGAAUUAGUCGGCAAGCACGAAGGCGUCUUCUACAGCGAGUUCUGGAUCAAGUCCGUCCCGAACAUCCGCGUUCCCAUCAAAGUGAACGUCAUCACACCGCGACUGGUGGUUUACCAUCCGAAUACGACGGGAUCCUUCACCCUCGUCGAUUUUCCGCCCACCAUAGAGAACACCAGCAGGUAUGACACUUUUGUGCUGCGGAAUCUCUCGUCCCGUGCUAUCAGCUACGUCGUCCUUAACGAGACGGAUAACAGAGUGAAGUGCAUUCGGGCCAUCGAUCACGAGCGAUAUCCGGCUCGCAGCGUCUUCAAAAUCCGCCCGAUCGAAGGACGACUGGACCCGUUCCAAGGCGUCGUCUUCGAGAUUGAAUUUUCGCCGACGAUUAAGUUAUCGCGACAAGAGCAUUCAGGGACAAAACGUGGAAGUGAACAUCGAGGCUGCGAGAGCGGAGAUUUUAUAGUCUUCAUGAGAAUAGUUAAGGUGCAUUGCGCCAAAUCGCGUCGAUUCGAAAUGGAAGAUCUCAUGGACGAUAAAGAAACAGCGACGCAAUCCUCUACCCCGUCGACGUCUCGCUCGUUAAGCAUCGCUUCCGCGGAGGAUGAUGACAUAAUAAGACUCUGUCUCUACGGUGAGGUGGAAACGGCACGGCUUUACAUCGAGCCUAACAUUCUUUAUUUCGGCGACGUGCUCGUCGGCCAAAUAUCACAGCGUGUACUUCGCCUGACAAAUCUUUCAGCCAUCGCGCCGAUAUAUCUGGAGUACGUGCCGAACGCGGCAGCGCGCUGUCGCCCAAAAUUGCUGCAGCUUCAGGCAAAAUCGUCGAUCGAGGUUCUCGUUCAAGUUCGCGGCAAAGAGAGCGUUCAGCCUUCGUUCAAGCUGUGUUUCGACGUCAGGGUGGAUUCUUACAGCGCGACUGCAUCGAGACGUAGCGUUAGAAAGAUAAAAAUCGCAAGAUAUACCGUCGGGUGUACAGUGAACGUUAUUUUGAAGUCUAAAUGGGGAUUUUUGAGUAAAAGAAGUCUGCCAGCAAAAGUGGUAGACGACGACCAAGAAAUCAUGAAACGAAUUCUUCGUGCGCCUAAAUGGAAACACGACGAUUAUCCGACAAUGGUCGAUAGAUUUAUCUGCUGCAUGAAAAAGCCCACUCUCGAGAGAUCGAUUUGCACGAGCAAGGCAGCUGUACUGAUACCUCUAUCGCCCUUGCAAAUAUACAAUAUCCACAUUCACCCGAUCGCGUUCGUCUUCGGCAUGGUAGCACCGAAUAGUCUCAACUAUCGUCAGCUAGUUGCGAGGAACACGAACAAUGUCCCAGUAAUGAUACGAUUGGCGAGCCCGUCGACCGACUGCAUUCACUUUCCCGAGGGUGACUUGAUGAUCUUGCCACCAAACUCGACGAUGACGAAACUAGUCGAGUAUCGUGCGCAAGACAUUGGGAAGUUUAGUGGAUGCAUCGACUAUACGAUUAAUAAUAAUAGCUUCUUCGAUCUCAACGUUACCGCUCAUGUGGUUCAUAAACAGUUACACAUAGAGAAGAAGGAGAUUGAGCUCGGGAAAGAGUGGUCAAGCGAGGAAAUAUAUCGGCCAAUGGCUUCUAUCGUCCGCAUUACAAACAAAUUAGGUGCAAGAACAUGUUUCAGAUGGGAAGUACCGAGCGCCUCUGGAUUCUACAUAGAACCAAUGUCCGGUUCCGUGCGCGGUAACGCCAGUUUACACCUUUACGCGAAUUACACGGCUGACUACGCUAAAGUUAAUUGCGUACAGGCGAUUUUGAAAUGCGAGAGCGGCACUUCUUCGUCUUUGCGGCUCAGCAUACCGCGAUUCGCGCCAAAGGUCGAAUUCAUAGGCGACCACGCGAAUCUCGGAGAGAUACCGCUCAAUCUGCCGACCAAAAUAAUCGCCGUUCUCCGGAACUUCGAUAUUAAUGACGUGGCGUAUGAGGUGGACAGUGCGUCACUGACACGUGGCUGCAACGUUAAUCCGCUCCGAGGCAAAAUACCGGCGCGCGGUAUCGCGAUUCUUGAGGUACACCUUACCUUCGAUGUUUGCUGUAGUUUUUCCGUUGUAAUCGCCGUUACGAUUCAGGAGAGUGCGCGGUUGACUUACAAGAUCAAUGGCAAGGUAUCGUUUCCGCGAUUGAAAAUUUUGCCAGAGCGAAUAGAGAUGAAACGCGUGAGCGCCGAUGCCUGUCACACACACCGGAUAACAGCCACGAAUAUUGGGACAACGAUAUUAGAACUGCAGUUCUUGUUAAAGAAGUAUCCCGAUUUUCGUGUCUCUCUGUCGGCGGACAGUAAAAGUUCCGACGUAGGUGCGGAGAAGAUCAUUAUUGUCCCAGGUGCUAGUCGAAGCCUCUAUUUGCAUUUUCAACCAGUCGACUUAGCCAGCUACUCUUUCUACUUACCGAUGGUGGUAAACCAGCUGCUGGGGCCAGCAUCGAUGUCGAACGCUAGGAGCGUUAGACCGUCGGAAUUUCUGAAAUCACGCGAGAUUCAUUACGCAAAUCUGACGAACUUCGUCAUAACACAGUUGCCCGAUAAGCUGCCCACAAUUACCGUCGACUGUACUGUUGCCGCUCGCGUCGUCUCCUUUAGCAAACUGUUGUUUCAAUUUAACGCCGCGACCAAUCAGUUGUCCGAAGAAUUAUGUAUAGAGAAUCGGGAAACGCCCAGGCGAACAGUGGUGUCCUUAAAUAUUGAGGAAUUCAACCAACUCGAUUGUCCAUUCGCUAUCAAGUGGUCUCGCGGCGCGGAGGUUAGAAGAACGUCCGAUUCUAUCGAGUGCAUCCUACAUCCUGGCGACAGCGUCUACUUCGUUCUCGAGUUCAAGCCGAGUAGACGCGGCAGCUUCAGUGCCGAAGUACCGAUACACGUUCAUGGCGAGCUCGACAGCGGCGUAUUCAAUAAAUUACGUCUAGACGGCGAGUUUCCCGCCAGCACGAUCGACGUAGAACCGACAGAGAUAUAUCUCACGCCUGUUCCUCUAGACAUGACGACAGGCAGGAGGUUUGUGAUUCGAGCAAGGCACUUCGAUAACUCGGUCUCGAUAGGCGUGGACCUUACGUCAGUGUCGCGAUGCAGCGGUGAUUACAAGAACGAUCUGGUUCACGUCGAUUUUCCAAGUGGCAACACUGUUCCUCCUUACUCGUGCAUGGAACUCGAAGGAAUAGUAACGUUCAAGAGUGAUCAACCAGUAUCAUUUUGCUCGACGGUUGCGUUUCGGGAUCAUCACGCGUCCAGCGUAUGUUUCCUAACAGUGUACGCGACGGCGGACAAUAAUUUGUUAACAAUAUACACGUAUCACAUGAGAUCGUCCACUUUCGGGGAUGCGACCGAACGUUUAGAGAAACAUGUUUCCACCUAUUCGAUGAUAUCGUCGAAUAAUAGAACGGAUGAGGCUGAUCAGGCUCGUCCGAGUAAAAGUUCUCUAGGAAAAAUUAUAGACACGAAAUCUCCUUUAUCUCAAAAUGGAGAAGUGGACACCAUCAGUGGUGAGACGAUUAAUAACAACGUACAAACAGACAGGAAAGAAACGACAGGAAAUAAAAAGAAGCAAAUGGAAUUCCGCGAGAGAGAUCCCGCGUUCUCCAUCGAUUCCGAAGCAAACGGUCGCGUGCAUUUUGCAAAAUUAUCGCAUCCAGAUUAUUUUGCUGUUGAGUCGGAUGGCGUUUACGAAAGGUAUGUACGCGACAUAACGGCGACUAUGGAGGAGUGGAUGUAUUCGGGACCCUUGAGAUUUCAGUUUUACCUGAGCAUUCCCCUCGGUGUUACUGCGGCUUUCUCAAAUUACUUGGCGAGGAGGCAAACAAACGUGGGAAAUCCCAAGAGGAGAUCUAACGCAACUAUACCGUCAUUUAUCGAUGUGCUCGAGUCGCUCGUGGGAUCGAGGGCGCGCGAUUAUUUUGGAGAAGAGUCGCGGCGACCCUUGCCGAAAGAUGAUGCCGAGAGAGUCUGUCAUGUUCUACAAUUGUACGACAAGAUGCUUGAUUUCCUUCUGUCUCAUGGAGCAUAUUUAGCUCACAUCUCGGCGCAAUUCCUUUUGAAUUACGACGAUUACCUGAUUAGUACUGAAAUGACGCAGAAUAAUACGCGUAAAAAGAAGCUUAACAACAACGUGGACAAUGUGCAACGCGAACGACUAUCGCGACAGUCAUUUAACUCGCGAAACAAGCAAUGCUGGUUGGACGUGGUCUUGCAAACUUACAAAUGCUUCGUGCUCGCUGGAAUACACGAACGCGAAUACCGGCCAUCGCAAUUCUUCGCCAUGCAUUUCUCGAGGAAGUCCACAGCGCAUAAAGACUCGACAAUACCGUCUACGUCGAGUUCGCCGAGGCAGUGCGAACUGCACGAGAGAUCCGUUCAAAGUAUCGCGAGGUCGUCGAGCAGGAAACCCGGUAAUCGUGGUCCGGAGGAGAGCUUUCUGCUGGCUUGGCUGCAAUACCAUUACGAGCAGCAACGCGUGCGAGAUUGGAUGACCGACCGCCGCGUGAGCUUGAAUCCACGAGAGAAGCUGGACGUAGCCGAGCCUCAACUGGUUCACAAUUUUCACAACGAUUUGUCGAAUGGCCUGGUGUUAAUCGCCCUCACCGCGGCUUACUGUCCCUUUCUCAUUCACGAGUGCUUCGGUGACUUGUACGUCCAUCCGAGGAGCGGUGAGGAGAAAUUGCACAACGCCAUUUGCUUGGUCACCGCUUGGAGAAAGUUAAGACUCGGCUUUGUAAUCACGCCGAUGCAAUUAGCUGACCCAAAUCGAAUUCAGAUGUUGAUGCUGGUGGCCCAUCUUUUUCAAACUCUACCGACAUAUGUGCCCAGUGCCAAAAUAAAAUUGAGCUGUCCGCUAUCCCAAACUGCAGGCAGGCGAAUCGGCGUAUCGAAUCCAACAGAUAACACUAUAAGUUACUUAUUAUCAUUCGUGAACAACACAAAUCGCUUUUUCAACGUCCUCAAUCCUGCGUCGGUUUUACGUUUGAAUAUGCACGAUAACGGGCAAGUGCAAGUACAGUUUCACGCCAGGAAAAUAAAGAAAUGCAGAGCGUACUUGUUAUUUUGUGGACGCGCUAUCGGACCGGACUUCGGGAGCAACCAAUGCAUUGUCUUGGAGGGUCAGAUCGAUGACAUAGGGAUUAUGAACGAGUACACUGUACGCAGCAAAUUGUACGAGAUCGUCGAGACCAGUUUGAGAAUUAACGUGCCUUAUCGAAACGCGGCCGAAUACGACAUAUGGAUGACGGAAGAACGGCCGAAACAUCCAUCUAGUCUACAAAUGGCACGUUGGAGCGAUUUGUGUGCCAGAAAAAUACCGAGGAGGCUUUUCGUCAAUCAAAAGUCGAUAGUCGUCGCCGAAGGCACGUCGGAAGCGCGUUUAUCGAUCAGUGUAGCGUGUAUUGUACCUAAGCAACGAAAAUUUUGGUUGAUCUUCAAAGCGAAAACUGGUGAUUUCAUUAUUCAGAUAAAUUCCACUUGGCAAGUAUCGGUUAACGAUCAUAUUGUCAUCGAGUGGGCAAUUCGGGGAGAGUGCGUUUGCUCAUAUCAGCGAGACAGCGCAAAAGAUAUCUGUCCAUUUAAUUUUAGUGUAUCCGUGCCAUCGCGCAACGUACAACUUUGGAGAUGCGUAGCCGAAAUGUUUCAAAAAACUCUCGAUUCGAGAGAGCGAAUUUUUUGGUCCAAAUAUUUAGAUACGCAAAUCGGACUACGUUUAAUACGACUGUUAAUGGGACACGAUACAGAUUCCGCGUCUUUAGAAUUUGCUCAUAUUUUUGAUAGUGUGGUCACGUAUAAAAUAGCGAUUACAGACAAAUUGAGUCCUCUUGUCGUACCGGAAUGUUUCACUAUACAAGAUGGGGAAAUCAGUUAAAUACCGUUUCAAUCGCUGUCACGACUAGUUGGUGGGACAAAUCCAAGAAUGCAACUAUUUAUUAGUAGACGACAAUUUUAUUAUUUUAACGAGAAAGUUUAACAGACAUGAGGUUUCUGUAUAAUUAUGUUGAUAUACAGAAUACCUCUUAUAAAUAUCAAAAUAAGCGUAAGACGUAAGGCAGUCCAACGGGCAAGUUCCGAUCUCCAUACAUAUCUCACCAACGACUCCUCCAAUGUACGAAACGACGAUGACUUUCACAUCUCUGACUGGUAAAGAACUUCGGACGUAUAUUAUUAAUUGCAUACAGUUAUGAAGAUAAGUAAUCACCAAUGAAGAUAAGUAAUCACUAAUAUAUAAUUAUAAAAUUAACGUGAAAAAUGGUACUAUUUGUAUCAUGAUAACAUCAUUCGAGUGUUUUAUAAAGAAUAUAACUAAAUGAAAUGGCAUUAGACUGAUAUUUGUAGAAUAGGAAAAUGUUCUAUUCAUUUUUCUAGUGUUGCCAUUGUUGCUUUUACUAGUGCAUUACAUCUGAAAAUGCUUCCUUACAAAGUUUAAAUAUUAUUUUGUGCGCGUGUAUUUUUUGACUCUUAAUAGAUAAACGAAUAAAUUAAAUCUGGUUUUUUAAAACUAUCAAACGGAAAGACUUACGCGAAUAUAUAUAUUGAAAAAGGAAUAAUAAUUGCAAUAUGUAAAUAAAAAUGUGUUGUUGGUUUAUAUGCUUUGCUUUACAUGAUUAUAUAUACAUGGUUUCAUCUUUGAGUUAUAGAAAAUGUGGUAAAUUUGAUUUUAAUUCAAAUAAAAAAACUGACGCAAAUAAUAACGGUAGUUUUGUAGGACAAGAUAAAGCGAUAUCACUAUCCUUUAUAUGUAUCAGCUUGUAUAUGUUUCAUUUGUUCACGAAAGAUUUAAGUAGAUCGCAAGAAACUAAUCGUACUAUGCUAUUAAAAUAAGUGCUUUGAUUGGAGCAUAGCGUUUCGAUUCGAAGUAAUUUGACAACUUAAAAGUACCGCAGAUAACUCAGACAGCACGAUCUUUCAAAGAUGGUCGGCAAAAUCUUGAGAUGGUCUUGGAAAAAUCUUAACUUCUAUAAAUUGGUUUAAGUUCAGAAUAUCCUAAAGACAAUCUGAGGACUUUUAAAUAUCCGCAUAAUCUUCAAGAUAUCUUUGAAGAUCUUGUUGUCUGGGAAUAAUUAUAUACUAGUAAAAAUGGAAGUUUUAAUAAAUCUUAUGAAAAUAUUUUUAUAAACUAUUUUAAAACGGUGCGCAAUACGUAUGAGUAGUUUUAAACUUAUAUAAUGAUCUAUGUACAAUCAGAAGCACAGUAUAAUGUCUUUCACUUUAUACUUUCUAUAUUCAACCAAUUAACCAAUUGUCUUUUGAUAAAAGUUAAGUAUAAAAGAUUAUACAACAGAAGAUACCACUCUUUUUGAUUGUAUAAUUUAUAUUUGUCAUUAUUACAUAAGUAAUUCUUUCAUAUAUAUAUGCGUAUCAUAAUAAUCAUAGGAAACCUUAGUAUUUCAAGGUAAAAGCAAAGAAGUCGGUUUGUUAAAGAUUCUAUUUAAAGGAAUAUAAGAAAUCGAUAUUGCAAUGAUGAUUUUAAUACGCCCCACACAGCAGAGGUGUCAAAAAUAUAUCACAGGGUUAUCCUAAAAAUAUAUUUGGGAUAUGUGAUAUCUUCAAGAUAUCCUUAUGAUAUAUUUGGGACGUUCCUGCUGUGUGGAGCUAGUCUUCAAUGUUAGCAUUUAUAAGUUAAUAACGUCAGUUACUGAUAGCUUCUAUUGUCUUUCUACUAAUAUUUGUUAUUAUUACCAAUAAACCGUUAUAGAUAGAAACAUUUCAAACGCUUGUGAUCAAGAAACGUUACCGUAUAUCUACAAAAAUAUAAACAUAAACCUGACUAGGAUAUUUUAAAGUCAUAACACAAAGCUCCGCGAGUGUAACAAAAAUAAAAUUUUAUAAGCAACAGUUUGCUCAAGGAUAAUCGCCUUGAGGAAACUGUACUAACAUUACAGAAAUUUUUUUUGCUAUAUAUAAGUCAAUAGACUUUAAGGUCAAUAGAGUCUAAGAAGACUAUACCCACAAUGCAUACUAUAUCAAAUACUAAAUAAUCUGAAAAUCGUGGUAAUAAUAUUCAUCAAAUGCAAGAUGAACGUAUAUUGCCUCCUAAUUCUGUCAGUAAUGUUUCUUCAAUAGAUGAGUAUGAUAAAUUAUAUACAGAUAGUUUGAAAGUAAAUUAAUUAUUUAUUGUUCAAACUAUUAACAUUACAUUAUAUUUUUACCGAUCAUAUAUCCAAAAUCACACACAAAAAUUCAAUGCAAUCUGGAAGAUGUAACAGUCUGAAGCAAAAAAACGACACAGUAUCGAUAAGAGUAAGCAACAUAAACCAGAAGCCAACAGUUCCCACCUUAUCCGACAAACAACCAAGUAAUCGGAACAAGAGAUGGGUAAAAAUCAGUUGUUUAGCCAGAAACAUUUUAAAAUCACGAUAGAAAAUAAUAGAAAUAAUAUUUCGAAGAAAACUUCGAAUUGUAAGAGCUGGAACGUGAACGUUUCCUUGAUCUGGCAUUGGAUAUACAAGAUGAAGAACUUAAGCCAUCACGGCUUCUUUCUUCCUCUGCAAUUAUAUUAUUAAAUUAAUUAUUUUAUUUGUUCUUCUAAUCUUUUUAUUUUUGUUUUCAUCUUUUUUGGCACCCGAUUUUCUUUCAAUUUUAGUUGCAAAAUUUACAUUCUGAAUGCUUAUAUUUUUCUUAAAAGAUACGUAUGCUUUUCGAGAUAUAGGCUGAUUGACCAAAUUAUUAAUUUUCUUUUUUGUACUUUUUCUUCCAUUUUUACCUCAGUAUAAUAUUUUUAUGUCAAUAAGAUAAAACAAUAAAUGAUUUUAAGAUAUCUUAGGUUUAGGUUUAUAUUUCUGUAGAUGACUUUGAGACAAGGGUAAAUUGCAAAUGAGACACGCACAGCUUCGACAAUACGUAAGAUCCACGUACAUAUAUUCUUACGUGCAAUUCGAACAAAUAAACAGUGUCAAGACAUCUUCCAAUUUUUUGUAAUUAUUUUUAACUGAUCAUCUCCACAAUAUAAUCUUCAACCUUAUAAUGAUAGAAACCAUAGAAAAUAGUAAUGGGAAAUGAAGGAAAGACGAGUAGUAUAUGUGGGAGGUAUCGAAGAUAGCAUCGAAGAAACCACAAAAGCAGAUCUACGUAAACGUUUUGAAAAGUUUAUGUAUUAUUGCAUAUACACAAAAAACGAAAAUAAUUAUACACAUAUACUUACUACGUUCGAAUUCAUCGCUCCGUGCACUGUAAUUGCUUUACCCUUCUAUUGCAUAACAUAACACGCACGCGCACAUUCUUUUCUUUACGGGAGCGUUUGAAAUGUUUCAUAUGUUUAUAUCUAUAAUAAAAAAAGAUAAAAUUUACAUUGAACAUUAUUAUAUGUUCAUAUUUACGUUGAAUAGAAGCUAUUAUGGACAAAUAUGAAAUAUUUUAGUUUAAAGGAAAAAUGAUACGAUCGUGAAAUUUGUAUCGGAACUAUAAGAUCAAACUCAUCAGAACACGUCAUUGCAAUACGAUCAUGCAAUUUUUUAGAAGUGUUUUACGAUAUUACCGUUUCAGCAGUGUAUCUUUUGAUAUCACUAAUGUUAAUUUCUAUUUUUACUAGUAUAUUGUAGGUACAUAAAUAAUCACAUUUCUAUUUGUAGACUAAUUUAUAUUAUUUACACGUACAUAUAUUUACAUUUAAUAUAUAUAUAUAUAUAUAUAUAUAUAUAUAUAUAUAUAUUUAAUUAUAUUUAAAUAAAAUUUACAAUCAUUAGACAAUAUAUAUAUAUAUACACAAUUGUCAAACCAAUUUUUGACGAUUCAGUGCCUGCUGUAAGAGAUCGUCAAAACUGCUAUUGUCCACCGGUGAGUUGGAAUUACCGUAUGAACUUCCACUACCAUCUAGAAAAAAAGAAAUAAAAAGAUAUAAUCGCUAUAUCAUAAUAUAAAUUCAAGAAUGUUAAAAAAUUAUUUUUAAAAUUUUGUAUUUAAUUUUAUUUAUGAUAUAUAUACACACACAAAUAAUUAUAUAUUUAAGGUAAUGUAUUUAUACGAUUACGCGAAUUUAUUAUGUAAAUAACUGUGCAUGCAUGUACAUGAUUAAUUGAUUAUAGAACCCGUUCUUACCAAGAUCCGCAUAGUUGACUUGACAAAAAGCUCUACGACCCCCGAAAGAUAGAUGAUACUUGAGAGCUUGGCCGUCGUUACCGUGUUCUACGGCUUUGUACGCAUCGUCUUUAUAUUCGAAUGUGACAAAGCCGAAAUUUAUACUGAAACACAAAUUAUAUAUUAUUGUAUAUUUCCUGACAUGUAUAUAUAAUCAUAUAUCGUUCUAUAUUUUCUGACAUGUAUGAGAGCAAGAAAUAUGCAACAACACAAUAUGAAUAUAAUAGAUAAUGGAAAACAUCCAAUAGUCAGCACUUCACCAUUUUUCAAUAUACUUGCGCGUUGUUGGAUAUUAAAAUGUAUAAGGAUUUAAAAGAAAAAAGUAUAAGUAUAAUAAUAAAUAAUAUAAUUGAUAAAUAAUUAAUAAAUGCCCGUAUAUUUUGAUAUUUGGUGCGAUCCGAGCAAAAGUGCCAAAAACUGAUGAGUAUUGUGACGAGUGCCUACGGGAUGUUUUUCCCUAUUUUGAGAAGUCCGCAAAGUAGAGAAAAUUACUUACGCUUGUGUACGAAAAUGGAGACUAACUUCCACAAUACGACCGAACUUUUCAAAACGUUUGCGAAGUUCGGCUUUUGUGGUUCCAUCUUCAAUGCCUCCCACGUAUACGACUCGCCUUUCCUCCACUUGCCGUUGCCAUUCCCUACGGGUUCUCUCGUUGUAAGGUCGAUGGCUAUAUUGUGGAGGUGACCUGCUAAAAAUAAUUACAAAAAAUUUGAAGACACUUUGUCUCAACACUUUGUCUAUUUAUUCAAAUGGCAUGCAAGAAUUUUUGUCAUUUUUAGCUUCUAACGUUACAAUUCGGUAUGGUCGCAGCGAAUAUCCCGGAGCUUUAAAAUAGGCGCAACCAAUCUGUGUUAAUCAUUUUUUACAUAUUCAGAUACAAAUAUGCUCCUAAGGUUAUUUUUAGCAGUCUGUAUGUGAGUGCUACGUCGUUAUUUUUAGGUCAUAAUAUUUACCUUCUUAAGUCUCGAUCUUUGCGGGAUUCUCUCCUAUAUUUUUGAUCUCUAUCGUACUGUCGUUCACGAUCGCUUGACCAUCUUCUACUUCUUUUACUUCUUGAGGCAGACGGCGAUCUAAAAUAAAAUUAAUUAAUAAAUUAAGUUUUACAACUUUCUGUUCGCAUCUAUUUAACUUAUUCGUGAACUAACAUUUUCUGCAUUUUGCAUAUAGGAUAAUUCCGAUAAACAAUCUAAACGACUGUUAAGUCAUUUGUAAAACUGAAUUAUAGCUAUUGUUUCUAUUAUGUGAAAA